UCAUUUAAUUAUACUUCUUAUUUAAUGUCAUAUUUGUGCGCCUAAAUUAGAUUGGUAUUACAUUCACACGGAAGAAAGGACAUUGGGUAUCAUUUGCACGAAUAAUACAGGCUCAUUUAUUACUCAUGUAUCCACCGGCAGCACUGUCCAAAGAACAUAAAUUCACUUUUUUCCAGGUAUCAAAUUGGUUCAUCAAUGCUAGGGUUAGGCUGUGGAAGCCGAUGGUGGAAGAAAUGUAUCAGCGGGAGUUCCAAGAAGGACAGGAGGCAGCUGAGGCAAAACAAGACAAUGUUAAUGAACCAAAUUCAGAAACCCACCACCAAAACAAUGUUGUGACCACUGCACAAACUACAAUGCAAAACACUGCUAACAUAACAGCAGCAAGCAAAAUAUCAGAAAUGAAUGCAUUAGAAAAGGACCCUUCACAAAACAGCAUCAAUUAUAGGCAGUGCACCUUGGGAAACCAACUCGGUUUCCAAGCUGGCAGAUCCUCCACAUCCACAACGUGUGCUGAUCACCUGGCGCCAUCCGUGUACCGGUGUUUUAUGGCGAACAAGGCCGGAAGGCACGACUUGGGAGUAUCGACAGAUGAAGGUGCCAACGCGGGGCUUGUUAGGCUUGGGAGUUCUCAGGCAGGAGAUGUGUCUCUCACUCUGGGACUUAGGCAUUCGGGAAAUGUACCUAGAACUAGAAUGAGCCAACUCUCAAUCUCAGACUUUGAAGCAUAUUGAAAUUAGUUCCCCAAGUGUAUGGGAUGUUACGGUUUCAGAAGACAGUAUCAUAAAGUAUAGAAUAUGUGAGCUGGUUGUUUAAAUUAUUAAGCAGAGUAAUUGUAUAGAGGAGAGAACUAUUUGAAGACUUGUAAUAUAUGAAUCUUAUCAUGUUUAUCAUGACUUGCAGGGGCAGAUUUUAAAUGUAUGGUUAGACGAAGACCAAUACAUGUUUAGGGGAUCUAUUUAAUCAAAAUCUGUCAGCUGCCUACUUUCUUGUAAAAUAACUUGCAUAAAUCAAGAAAAUAAUUUCUUUC
This is a messenger RNA of Olea europaea var. sylvestris, 1027 nucleotides long. Its product is annotated as BEL1-like homeodomain protein 4. The record is from RefSeq and is a predicted model, not a curated record. NCBI's taxonomy places the organism in Eukaryota, Viridiplantae, Streptophyta, Magnoliopsida, Lamiales, Oleaceae. The transcript has a single exon. Gene Ontology annotation, biological process: regulation of transcription by RNA polymerase II. Bases 126 to 731 code for a protein of 201 amino acids. Gene Ontology annotation, molecular function: RNA polymerase II cis-regulatory region sequence-specific DNA binding; DNA-binding transcription factor activity, RNA polymerase II-specific.